GUUCUGCAUCACACAUCACACAGUAUGAAGUGUCGUGAAUCAUAAAUGGUUGUAUAUCGCUGAAAAUCGGCUUCCUUCAGUGACGGAAAUGAGAAUGCUCCAUUUGACGUUUAUGUUGUUUUGAAGAACUUUAGUAUUUUUAAUAAUAAAUUGUGCAAAUUAUGUGAAAUAAUUUUAGUUAGCAAGUUUAGUUUUUUAUUUACAAGAUUCCUCUAGAGCUUGCAAAGAUGAUAUUUGCUCAAACAUCACUCUAAGUAACUUAGUAUUAUAAUGGAUCGAAGCAAUCAAAUCGUUCAGCAUGGUGUUCCAGUAUCUAGUCUUGACGCCGCUCACGCGAACGAAUAUUUCGAACAGUUCGUCAAUGCAUCCAGUUUGAAAAACAUCCUCGGAUAUUAUCGAGGUUUGAUCGACAGUCUUCACCUGAGGCCGAACGUCUUCAACUUGUUCUAUCCGAAACUCAGAGCCAAUUUGACGUCAUGGCGGGCCAAAGCUCUCCUGAAGAAGUUCGAUUCGAGGGCGUCGCACAAAUGCUACCAGAAGGGAAAGGCGGCAGCGAAUACGAGAGUUCUUGUGAUAGGAGGAGGUCCUUGCGGUAUGCGGACGGCUAUAGAGGCGCAGUUGUUAGGAGCUAAAGUGGUUGUUGUAGAGAAGAGGGAUAGAUUUUCUAGGAAUAACGUUUUACAUUUAUGGCCUUUUGUGAUAGAAGAUUUGAGGAUGCUGGGCGCAAAGAAGUUUUUUGGUAAAUUUUGCGCCGGUGCCAUCGAUCACAUCAGUAUCAGGCAGUUGCAAUGUAUCUUACUGAAGGUAGCUCUUCUUCUUGGAGUUGAAGUUCAUACAGAAGUCAGUUUUGAAACUCUGGUAGAGCCUGAUGCUAAUGAAAAAAUUGGUUGGAGAGCACAGUUUAAACCCGCCAAUCAUCCGGUCUCGCAGUACGAGUUCGACGUCAUAAUAGGCGCCGACGGUAAACGCAAUACUCUACAGGGAUUUAGCCGCAAGGAAUUUAGGGGGAAGCUUGCAAUAGCUAUCACGGCCAACUUUAUCAAUAAGAAAACCGAAGCCGAAGCGCGCGUAGAAGAAAUUAGCGGUGUAGCUUUUAUAUUUAACCAGAAGUUUUUCAAGGAUUUGCAAGAAGCCACUAGAAUUGACUUAGAGAACAUAGUUUAUUAUAAAGAUGAUACUCAUUAUUUCGUUAUGACAGCGAAGAAGCAUAGUUUAAUCGAGAAAGGAGUCAUAAAACAAGAUUUUGCCGAUACCGAAAAGUUAUUAGCUCCCGAAAACGUAGACAAAGAAGCUCUACAGCAAUACGCAAUAGAAGCUGCCACUUUUAGUACUAAUUAUCAGAUGCCCAAUUUAGAAUUUGCAGUCAAUCACUACGGUCAACCGGACAUCGCUAUGUUCGAUUUUACUUCCAUGUAUGCCGCCGAAAACGCUUCAAAAGUGGUGGAGAGGAACGGUUAUCGUUUACUAAAAAUAUUAGUUGGAGAUAGUUUACUUGAGCCGUUUUGGCCCACCGGUUCAGGUUGCGCCAGAGGAUUUUUAUCUUCUUUGGAUGCUGCCUGGGCCAUUCGAAGUUGGUCCUUGGGAGUAGCGUCAUCUCUAGAAGUAUUGGCCGAACGUGAAUCGAUAUACAGAUUGCUAGCGCAGACCACUCCGGACAAUUUGAACAAAGACUGGAAAUCGUACACCCUAGAUCCAGCCACUAGAUACCCUAAUUUCAACAAGACCGUUGUCUUGUCACACCAUGUGCUCGCUCUCUUUGACACCGACAAUCCUGCUAGCAUCGAGAGAAUGAAACGUACCUCUAACGAAAAGGUUCACGAUAUACCAAAGAAGAGAAGAAGAGGUAAUCUGGAUAACGAAGUGUUGCUCAACUGGUUAACAGAACAAUUGAAAGAAGUGGAAGGUAUCGAAAUCACCGAAAUGGGUUCGGUAUUCAAAGACGGGAAAGUUUUAUGUGCAAUAAUACAUCACUACAGACCAGAUCUGUUAGAAUAUAGUGCAAUUAUUAAUAACGAUGCGGCGAAAAACAAUCAGAUUGCGAUUAAUAUCCUUGAAAAGGAUUUAGGUAUACCUCCUGUGAUGACCGGAAGCGAAUUGACAAUGACCGAAGAUUUCUUAUCGAUGGCUAGUUAUUUGACAGAAAUCUACGACUGUUUCAGAGGGGAAAUCCCCCAUGUGAAGCAUCCAAAAUUGGACUUGCCUAUAAGACCUAUCAAGUCAAUGCCUCCAAUUAUCAAAAACUGUGUAUAUAUACCUCAGAACGAUAGGCAGGUAAAAGACCAAUACAAAACUUGCAAGAAGUGCUUCAAUGCUUAUUAUUUAAGAAAUCGAUCAAGCGAUUGCUAUUACAAAAAUAAGUUGAGGAAAUUAGUACAAACCAAUUUACCAGUAAUAUGUGUUGUAGAUAGUAAAAAUAAAUUUCAAAGACCAGAGCCUCAGAAUAAUCUUAAACCCAAAAAAGAGUUGUAUUAUAAAAGCAAUACUGUGGAUCUGAAAAAUUCUGAAUUUUUAAUACCAACUAGGCAUAAAGUUUUAAAAAAUAAGAAAAACAAAGCAAAGCAAGUCAAACUUCGUGUUACUGAUAAAAAUAACAACUUAAUAACUAACAAUUUAGUGUUAGAAAAGAAAAUAAUAGAUAGAAAAAGGGGUAUGUCAGAAGAUGAUUGUUUAAAGCCAGAGAUUCCCAUAUCACCAAGAUUAGAUAAGCAGUUGAAGUGCAUAGAGAAAAUGUAUCAGAAACAUGAACGAUUGAAAAGAGUCCUAACACAGCUGAUACGGAAGCGUCGAUCUGAUGGAACCAGUAAUAAUCAUCAUGUUUUACAAACUGACUAUAAAGUCGCUCAGGCUGAUGCUGUAGGAGAAAAUGUAUGUUCCAAAGUUGAUCAACUUACUCACGUAUCAGAACUUCAUGUUAAUAUCAAUAUCGAUUCACAAACUCCAACAAGUCAAAUAGACUUGUCAGAUAAACUUGUAAAAACAAACCCCGAAAUUCUUCCUUCAGUCGAACAAAAUAAAACAGGGAAUAUUUCUAGUAGAAAGGAUGAUGUUAAUACCAUUUUUAAUAACUCUCAUUAUCAAGAAAGUUCUGUGUACUUUUCGGUUAAAAAACCAAUAUCUGAAACUCAUUUAAAAAUCAGGAUUUUGGAAAAGAAUAGAAACAAGGAACUAACUCUUCAGACCAUCGAGUACAUCUCCUCGACAAAUGAAUUGAAAAUUUCUUCCAAAAUUGGAUUAAAUCAUCUUUCGAAUGAAACAUUUUCAAGUCCCCUUCUGGCCCAAUUUUCGGAUCAAAAUUUAUUAUUUGAGACGCUCGGUAGGGCGACUUCGAAAACGUCGAGAAAAAACAACAGCCAUGAUUUUGACAAUGGCGUGUCAAACCAAAACUGUCAGUUGAAAUUAAAUGGUCGAAAAAAGAUUCGUGCGAAGACAAUGAUAGAGGGGGAUGGGAUACACAAUCAAAUUUUCAGUAGAGUAUCGAAUUGGAUAAGUUCUAACGACUUUUUUCAUCAAGAAAAUAAGGCAGACACAGACGCAGAAACUAUUAUUACGAAUAGCAGACUUACCGAUAUAACUUCAGUAUCAAAAAUGGACGAGUACGAUGGUAUUGUCGUCGAAGAAAGAACCGAUGUUAUUAAUUUCUCCAAUUCGAAGUCUGAAAAAUCUUCGGAGGAAAAAUUUGUCGAAAAAAUGAAAGCCUUUAAUAGUAGAGCAAUAAAAAAUUUGUCGAAAUUUUCACAAUAUUCCCCGUUUCAACUUGCUGGUGCUCUGAAAUCACAUUCUGCCCCACCGACACAAUUUUCAGUUAUCGUGGAAGGAGAGGAACUCCCAGAUUUACCUGUCGCAAAUACAAAGAUGAGCGAAGUUUCCUUCAAAACAAUUAAAACGUCUAAUAUAGCACACCCAAUUACGCAACCACACAGACCCUCGAGUAGACAUAAACACAAACACACAGAUAUGGUCACUCAGAAAGUGGGCAGCGUUGACAGGAAACCGAGAAAGAGAAGAACGAUGGAGAAAGUCGGAGCGAGUGUGGAAGAACGACAGAAGAUGCUCGAAGAAAUCGCCUCCAAUCGGGCAGAACGACACAACAAAAGAAAAUAUCAGCGAAAAUUGCAAACCGAACAGUUUAUUAAGAGUAUGCAAAUGCUCCAAGCGAACGCCAAAGCAGAUGCGCAACCGUUUGAAGAUUAUGCGAUCUUUUUGUAUCGUCAAACAGCGCCUAAGUUUGAAGAUAGGGUUAAACAGAUAGAGAAACAGUUUACUUAUGUUCCUGAUCAAGAGAACCGCCCUAGUCAAUUCAAUCGAGGAAUGGGAAAAGACGAAGACAUAGCAGCUAAAAUAAAGAGUUUGGAGAGUAAGUUCGGACACAGACAAUCAGUAGACAAAAAGCCCAAAGACUUACUUAGAGCCAUAGGCAAAAUCGAAACCUCGGAUUGGAAUAUUAAAGAAAUAGAAAAGAAGAUCCUGGAGAAUAAGAUGGGAAAACCGUCGAGGGCUAUCGAUAAGGAAAAAGUUCCAAAGUGGAGUAAAGAACAGUUUUUGGCUAGACAGAACAAGAUGGAACAAAAACAUUUGGAGAGGCAAACAAGUGAGGAGGUUAAAUUUGCUGAAUUCGAUCAAAGCAUUAAAAACUUGGAUCAAAAAUUGAAAGAAGGUACAGCAAGAGAAUUAGGUCAAAACAAAGUGGCAUCUAUCACGGAAAAAUUAGUGGGUAAAAUCCCUACUGAACAGAAACCUCCAGAAAAAACGAAUCGUCAGCCAGCUUUACCAACGCCCAAUAAUUCCGAAUUUUGUCACUUCUGCAAGAAGCGUGUCUAUCUUAUGGAACGACUGUCUGCAGAAGGAAGGUUCUUCCAUCAUGGGUGCUUUAAAUGUCAGUAUUGCAAUGUUCAGUUACGGCUUGGGUCGUAUACAUUCGAUCGAGAUGGUUUAUACGGAUACAGAUUCUUCUGCUUACAACACUUCGGAAUGGUAAGAGAAGAAUCGCCAGCCAAAGUAACGCGAGCACCUUCGACUAAACGUGUUGACAGAUCCAGUCCAGAGAAGAAAUCUUUAGGCAUCGCUGGAGUUGACUUGCUCGAUAAAGUGCAAACACCAGAACGAAUUGAAUUUUCUAACUUGUCUUCUGGCCAUGUUUCAUCAGAUCAAGAAGACUCUCUUAAUCAAAUUGACGAAGACGAAUGGACUGAUAAAAACUUUGGUGCUUCUUGUGCGGAAAUGGAAGAUAGUGAUGAAGCUUCCUCUAGUUUCAGUGACCCUGACAGUGAUGAUGAAGGUGCCUACGAUGAUGCUUUAGAAGAACCUGUUACAAAAGAAGGUACUUUGAAAUGGGCUGAGCGAUGGAAGAAUAGUUAUUCGAGAAAAAAACGAAAUUCGCAUUCGGAUGAAUACAGCAGUAGUGAUCAAUCGAGUUAUUAUGACAGUUCAGACGUCGUCAAGAAACUGAUGUCACUCACACGCUUUAUGAGGUUAAGAUUUCUGAGGUGUGAAGAAUCAGACACCGCCACGGAGGGAGAAGAAGAUAUCAGAGCCCGUGAACUUCGGAAACGAGAAGUUUGCGUCGAACCGCCCAUCGUCCAUACAGACACCGGCACCGAUACCGAGAUUGUAACAGACGAGAGUAGCUCCGAAUCGUCGAGCGAGAUUCAAAAUUCUGCAACGGAAAUUUCCACAGACUCUGAAUUCGCCCAAGAUGAUCCCACGCCUACUAGAGAAAUUCCGUCGAUAGUUUUGAACGACAUGUACGUUAAUAAAGCUAAAAGAUCUGGCUACAACCCCCGCAGGAAAAUCCAGGUGACGAGUCGUUAUCUACAAAGCCCUCUAGAUGGCAAAACCAGCAAACCAAAUAUCGAUUUGAAAUUAACACCUCUAGUCCCUUCUGCACUUCCGGUCAAAAAACCAGCACCCCUUGUAUUAACGCACCCUCAGGGUUACAGUUUGAAUCGCACACAAAGCACUGGGGGUAUAGCUGCAAAAGUUUCACUUGAACUUAAAAAGAAGUAUCUUUUAGGUGAAGCUAGUCCCGGUAAUAUCCAGAAAUCUGGCAGCGUGUCCACGCUAGACACGAAGUUUAAAAGUUUUCAUACUAAUAUUUCAGAUUGCCAGAAGUUGCUGAAGCCGUCUCCAGAAAUUAGUGCGAGUAUGCAGACCUUCUGCAAAAAACUCAACGAAUUGAAGUCUCCAGUUUUGUCGCCACAACCGUCUAUCAUAUUCACUAAAGAAGUGGAACAGAAAGAAGAUGACCACAAGGAAAACGGUGAUGUUUUAGACGAAAAUGAUAUCAAAAUAGAACCCGCUGUUUUUGAAAAUGAAUCAGAAGGUCGUCCAAGGAGUCCCUUACACGAAACAUCUAUCAUUGUUCCUCAAAUAGAUUGGAGUAAACAACACGACAGCUUAACUUCGGAUAGCUUAGCUUCUUCGGACAAUGAAAACGAACAAAAGUCAGAACGUUUUGAAAAUAUACCAAAAGUAGAGAUCCAUGCGAUAAACGAUGACGAGGAAAUCAAAGAUGAGUUUGUUCCAGACUCCCUUCUCUGUGUCAAUGAUGAGAUAAAAACUGAUAUCGAAAGUCCGUCCAUUGAGCCCUUGAAGUCUAUCUCCAGUGAGAAGAAAAUUCUUAAUCAACCGAAAGUUUUGCCCAAUUUAGAGAGCGUCUUUCCUGAAAUCCAUAACGCCUUGCACAUUAAACAUAAAAUACAUAAAGAGAGAGAAAGGGAGGUUCCAGAAACGAUUGUCAUUUCCAGUGGUCUCAGUUCGCCUGAAUCCUUGGCUGAACAAGCCACAACAGCUUUGACCGAAACAGAGUUGUCAGAUUGGGCCCGCGAUGAAGCAAUGUUGGACGAUUUUGAAGAUGGAGAAUUCGAAAUUCACAUCAAGUAUCCGGACAAAGACCAGAAACCUGCCAAGAUGGCAGAUUUACUGGAAUUCGACGACUCAACUUCUAGCUACUUAGCCAAAUCUAGGAAAGAUAAUGUGAUAGAAACUGUAAAUAGUGUUUUAAAUGUUAAUUUAGAUAAUAUAGAGUUUAUGGAUACGGGAACUGAAACUAGCAGUGACGAUGGAGUUAUCAAUAGCCAAGAUGGGUACAUUUUACUUAAAGAUGAGGACGAUUUUGCAGAGGAUAGCUUGAAUCCAAAUAUUAAUGAUAUUGUGGAGACCACGAAUAUUAAUGUAUUGCAGUAUCCUAAAGAGGAAACUAUAAAAAAAGAAACAGACUUAAAACAGGCGGAUUUAGAACCAUCGAAGCACGUUCAAGACCACGAAGAAGAUGUGAGUACGUUAAUAAUAGAAUCUGGAACAACAACAGAGGAAAAUACAUUAACCGAUUCAACUGUGAAACAUGUUAGUGAUAUUACCGUAGAUAAGACAUUAGUUAACGAAAUAAAUACUGUAGAUAAAAACGAAAACUGUGAUUUGAAAAAUGAUGUAGUAGAGGAAUCAAAACAAAAGAAAAUGAUAGAUAAUAAUCUAGAAUUUCAAGAACAUUGUCAAAGAUUACAAAACAAAAUAGAAUUUUCCAAUGUUAAAGACUCUAUAGACAUACGAAAAUCGAGAAAAAAGAGCAAGCAAGAUGUUUUGCAGAAGCCGGAUCUCAUUACAGAAGAAACUGCAAAUAUAGUCACUCCACCUAAAAAUAUUUCCUUAAAUCUAACGCCUCACACUCCCCACACGCCUGAUAUAUUAUACAACAAAGACGUCAUCAAAAAAGAGAGAGAUAUCAAUCAGAAACUAAUACAGGAAAUGGUUAUGAACAAGAUGAAAGCAGAGAACAAAUCUUUAGAGAAGAGGAAACGAAAUAAAGCUGGUAUGUCGCCAAAAUCUCCAUUUGAAUUGACUAAAUCUGCUACAGUGAUUAACGUUCCGCUAUCUCACCCAAGCAAUGUUGCUCAAACCACAAAUAAACGGCAUUCCGGUACUUACACCACUCCAGACGUCCUUUUAUCUUCUAAAUGUCCAUUACAAACUUCAGAAGAUGUAAAUGUUAAAUUUAUACGUUCAGAAACAACCACAACACCUGUUAGAACCACUCCAUCGUACUCCAACAAUCACGUAAGUCCAAAUUUGGACGAUACUCCAAAAGCACCUCCACGGUACCACAGGUCUGCCGAGGAAAUGAACAGGAAAUUAGAAAAACUUAAACAAACCGUACGGUUAAGACACAAAGAGAAUGAACAAUUGGUUCAUAUUAAAGAAAAGACUGAUUCUGCUAGUCAAAAAAGAGAUCAAACCUUUAGAAGAUGUGUUAGUGGAAAUUACGAGGCUGCAUGUCCUACUUUUAGUAGUUUAGAACAGAGCUCUUUAUCCUCAAAUCGAGCCAAAUCGAUACCCAACUUCUCUCAACAAAUAACAACAGUCCAGACCAUCAGUUUGGAUCCGGAGAGAAUCAAGGUGUACAAAUCCGAUCCAAAUAUAUUAGAAACUAACGAGGGCCAAAACAAGAAGAAGAGUAAAGACCGAGAGAGGAGAAAAAGUAUUACGAAGCUUAUUACGGAUUUCUUCACGAAAAAAAGUCCAUCCUCCAGCGGUUCCAAAGGAUUGUUCUCUAAAUUAUCGCCGAAAUCUAAGGAGAUGUCAAAGUCAUGUUCGAUUCUGGACUUUAAAAAAGCGCAUUUGGCUCGUGAAGCAGCUCAAAGGAAGUGUCUAUCAGAAAGUUUCAUCAACAGAAACGCAUCACCACCACCAGUGCCACCUUUGCCAGUGAAUUAUACAAGAAAGACAGAUGAAAGUUCUGAUGGCGAAGAAAAGCAUGGAAAACACGACAGUUCGUGUGACACCUUAGACCUCACAGGUAUCUCCACUGGAAGCAUGGCUGGACGACGAUCAACUAAAUCUCGAAGAGUUAGUCGACAAGCCCAGCUCAAAAGACAUCGUAUGGCUCAAGAACUACAACGAAAGUUAGAAGAGACUGAAGUGAAGAUGAAGGAGCUGGAAGAUAGAGGAGUAUUAGUAGAAAAAUCGUUACGAGGAGAAGCCAGUUUUGAUCCCUCUAAGGAUGAAGCGGACUUAUUACAAGAAUGGUUUGAUUUGAUGAGGGAUCGCACGGAACUACGGCGAUUCGAAAGGGAACUCACUGUGAGGGCACAAGAGCUAGAACUAGAAGAUCGGCACGCGAGGCUGCAACAUGAACUUAGGGAAAGAAUAGAAAAUGAUAAACCAAAAACUAAAGAGGACGUUGAGACAGAAGAAAGUAUCAUUAACGAAAUGAUAGAAAUAGUUGAAAAACGAGAUUCUCUUAUAUCAGAGAUCGAAGAAGACAGAUUAAGGUUCUCUUCAGAUAAUAUUAACCAGUCAGACAUAGUAGAUAUAGAUGCAAAGAAACUUAUUACUUCAGCAUGCUUUAUUUUAGUUCUAUCUUAUUUAUUUUGGGUCGUUAUUUUAUUUUCAGUAGACUUUUAGUAUUUACCAAUUUACUUUCUAACAAGAGAUAUUCAAAUGAAGACAAAGACCUAGAAGAACAGAUGCUUGCUAAGGGAUUAAAACUAACUCCAAUAAAAACUUCGCCGGAGCAUUGAAGAUUUUAAUAAAAGAUAUAAUUUUAUUUGUAACUUUUAACAUUCUAAACUGUUUUAUUUAUUUUUAUAUAUUGUAGGUAAGCAUAAAGUAAAAAAGGGUGAUAUUUUUGUAUGCGUAUAGUGUUUCAUAGAGUGUCUACCAGCAGAAGCGGAAAUGGAAUUUAUAAAUGUUAUUCAUAUUUUUAAUAAGCACGUAACUUUAGUAAGAGAUGACAAAUUUUUUGUACAAGAAUCUGGUGAUAAAUUAAUUUAAUUAUUUUUAUUGAUUGUUGAAGAUGUGAAUUCGGCCUUGUGCAGAAUAUUUCCCUAUUCCUCGUUUAAUUAGUUUAAAUAUUUUACUGUCACUUAGUAUGUAAAGGGGAAAACAAAAGGAACGAUAAAGAGAAAUCUAAAUGACAGAAGUACUAUAGAUCUCUUCGGCCAGAAAGCUUUUUGGUAACAACUCUUAAUUUGAGCCUUCUACAAUUUGUGAGGCAUGCAGACCGAUAAAUAAUAGACAUGAAAGAAUCUACGAUAUGCAUUCUACACGUGUCUACUUAUCAAGAUAAAAGUUCAACAAAAUGUUUGCUUCCUAGUACUCAAAAUGUUCCGUAACACAUACCCUGUCAGAUAUAUUUUCGUAUAUGCCUCUACGGGUCAUAUAUGCUGCAGUUUUUUGUAUAAAAAGCCUUGCCAUUUGGUUAUUUCGUCAAAAUUAAUGUAUAUUUAAGAAGUCAUUCUUACAUACAUACCUUUUAGACCACGUUGGUCUUUUAGUGUGAGAUUUGCACAUUAAUAUGCGCCAGCAGCAUAACAAACAUUUAAAAAGGUGUUGGUCCCAUGGGACCAACGUGGCAGGGAACGUGUUAAAGCAGAAAGGGUGUGAAAGUUCAUUGGAGCACGCAUUUUUUGUGGACACUGCCAGUUUUGAAAUCUAUGGUAAUCUAUAUAUUUUCUUGGACAUAAUUAUAAAACAAUCAUUCUGCCACUCGUAAUAUAAUAUGUGUAAAACACACACGGAGCAAGUGUUUCUACCUCAAAGAGUUUUUUUGCUUACUAUAAUUAAAAAUUACUUCCUAAUUAUUCACUAAUGUUGGCGGAGAAACAAAACAUUAUACAACAGUACACUACGCCCAGAAUAGCAAUAGACAUCAGCUGCACGCAAACUAGAAGAUGGAUGCAGAAUUCAUUUGGGGCUUAAAUUACAGGGUUGCCAUGGUUUUUUCGAUCUGAGUACUGUAAUUCCCAUCGUCUGCCGUCAGUGUCACCUGAGAAUAUAACUUUGAUAUCAGAAUCUUCACCUAAAUUAAUACAGUCGAACCCGCUUAUUGGAAUAUCCUUCGUGCCAAGCAAAAAUAUUCCUAUAACCGGGAUAUUCUAAUAACCGAUCAUUGAUGGCUGGUAGAAAUAAGUAUACCUACUGAAUAGACCUACAUAAUAAUAGUACAUACUAUGUAUGUACCUACAUUUACAUUAUAUUUAUAUGGUUUUAGGUCCUUUUAUGUCAAUGAUACAGCAGUGUAACUUAUUUUAUUAAAAACCAAAUUACAUUUUCUGUGCAUAAAUCCAUUAAUAAACAAGAAAUGUGUGCAAUAUGUAGACAUGUAUAUAUGCAUACGCCAAAAUUACUUCUCAUUUUUUUUUGAAAAAUCUAAGUUAUACAAAUUAGAAAAAAUUACAUUGAAUUGGCCCUCCAGAAAUCUUCUUAUAAUAUUACAAACGGUUAGGACUUGCCAUAUUCGAUGGAAUAUCCACAAAAUCGAAAAAAACUUCAUCUUUUGCGUCAUGUUUCGCUUUAAUAUUGAGUUGGGUGGUUUCAUUGUUUUGUUCUAAAUAUCUUUUGCGUCAUCUUUCGCUUUAAUAUUGAGUUGGGUGGUUUCAUUGUUUUGUUCUAAAUCUUCAGUAUCUUCGAAAUCCGAUAAAUUAUCGCCAAAAGAAACAACUCUUAAAAAUAUUCGUCCUUUAUUUUGUCGAAUUCUGUGUUUUGAUGAAUUGGCAGGCAAAAAACGGAUUGUUAAAAUAUUCAAACUCAUGUCGGGUUUAUGGACAGGGCGGUUAUCAAUAACUAAGAAAACAUUUCUAUUCUUGUGUGCCAUUGUGUUGUCGAAGUCAAUAAAUCAUUAACCAAUAAAAUUUAUAACUGCAACGAGGUGGGUCGCAAUAGAAAUUUUUACAAGUUUCGUGAGACAAGUAAAAGUAGGUAUUUUAUGGCCUGUUGUAUUUCGUAAAAGGGUCCAACUGGUGCGUAAUAAAGUAUUUAUUAUCUGAAAAAUAAAUAUAAUAAACCAGACAUAAUUUUAAUUUUUUUGGAAAAUGUGAAUAAAAAGUUGUUCCUCCACUUGAAUAAUAUUCGAUUAAGCGGUAUUAAUUCAUUAAGACGUAUUCCUAUAAGCGGAUAAAUUUAUUAAUUUAUUAAGGAGUAAAUGGAAACGUUUUGGGAUUCAAAUUUCUAUUCCUUAAACCGGGAUAUUCCUAUAACCGGUACUCUAAUAAGCGGGUUCGACUGUAAUAUAAGAUUCUAUGGCAGCAUCAAAUAAUGGCUCCUUUGAAAUGAAAUCACCCUCAAUAAUUUUUAGUUUGUCUACAAUAUAAUUGGUUUCGACUCUUCUACGGAAAACAUUUCAAAGAACUAAUCUGACAUUUUUUUAACAGAAACAAAAGUGAAGUCUACAUUUUGUAUUCCAACAUUAGUGUAUUAGCAAUGCCUAAACAAGCUCUAUCGGGUUUAAAUCUGGAUGAUAUGGUGGGAGCCUUAAUACGUCAUUCUGUUAUUUCUAAUAAUGGAAUCAACAGCCAAUUAUACAGACCAUAUCUCUGGUCUAAGCAUGUAGGCAGAAAAAAUAAUAUUUCUAACUUUUAGCCAAUAUUUUCACUCUUUGGAGUUGCAAAUGUUGGUGCUGUAUCCUCUUAAGCUUUAUGAUAAGGUGCAUUGUCCAUUACGAUGAUACUGUUGGGAGGUAGACUACUUAACAAUUUUUCUUCUAACCACUUCUUGUAGUUGACAAAAUUCAUGUCAACAAAUCUUUUAUAAAUUUUAUUUACAGUGGAUACUUGUUUUUCAGUUAUAUGAAAACUAAUAAUCUGCCGUUCUUAACAGACCUUCUUCAAUUUGUUUGUAUUAUAUUUUUGAAGAUUUUUCCGCCUCUUAGGAGUGAAAAAACCGGAUAUAUUUACUGCUGUAAUUUCGAGACUCCCCUUUGCAAUAUUUUUGAUUCUAUACACAGAAACUCCCGAAGAAGCAACCCAAAACUCUCAAAUUAUUUUUCACUUAUACUGUUGGGUCAUUUUUAGAUUGAAUGAACGAUUAUCAUAUUCAAAAUCAUUAUUAGUAAAAAUUAUUAAAAAUUGAGAUUUUACACAAAACUUGUCAACGUCGCGAAUCGCUUUUAAAGUGAAGUUAUCCACAUAAACAGCUAAGCGAUUCUCGAUCAACUGAGCGUUCUGUGCCGUAAUUUGAAAUCUGCUAGCACACACAGUAGUUUAGGUCUAUUCCUAUUCUGGCUCACCUUAUAAAAAUAUAGUUUCUGCAAUCGAAGAGUCUGAUGAUCAAUGGGAAAUGCAAGAUAUUGGUAAAAUAACGUUUUUUUACCGAUAUAAAACCCAAAUACAUCACACUUUCAAAAAUCGUUCAACAAAAACGCGUUCACUUAAAAAUUCAUACUUGUUCAUUGUAAAAGUUGACCUCUUUACAUCGCUGAUUUUCAAAUACGUAAUUAUUAUAAGAAUGUGUUCAAACUAAAUAAGACAAAUGCUGACUUUUGUCGCUUUUUUUAUAUAUUAUUGUAUAUUUUGAUACUUAUAAUUUAUGGCGUUAUAAUUAAAUAUAUAAACAACUCGUACUGGCCUAAUUCAUAGUCUUCAUCGACAUACCUAAAGAAGAAAAACUGAAUUGUGACGUAAUUGUACAAUCCAUGUUAAAACAUGUAAAAUAUGUAUGUAUUUAAUGCAAUUAUUUCUUUCUCUUUGUAUUUAUAUUUAUUGCUCAUGUCGAUAUUAACAUUGUAUAAGAAAUUAGUCAUUAGUCACUGAUUUGCUUCUGUCAUUUUAUAUUUAGAAGCAAUUUUUGUGUUUGAAUCAAUUCUACGGGAAGGAAAAUCUGGCUUAGUGGUUUUGGUUUGGGCGUCGUUUCAGGUCAUACCCUUUGUAUAAUACUUUUCUUCUUCAUGUGCUAUCUCCUCUAAGAAAGUAUCCAUCUUGGCAAUUCGCACUUUCACUUACACCAAGCUCUCAAAUUGUUUAACCAGGAGCUCCAUCUUCUUCCACGACUCCUUCUUCCCUGUAUUAUUAAUUGCAACAAUUUAUAACGCUCGCCCCUCAUAACAUGUCCCAGAUAUUGCAGUUUUCUAAAUUGAAUUAUAUUCAAAACCUCUUUAUUCUUCUCAACACCUCGACCUUCGUGACUACCCUCCCAACUUAAUCUUAAUAUCCUUCUAUAGGCCCAUAACCCGAAGGCUUCUAAUCUGUCCAAAACAUCUUUAAUGUCCAAGCUUCCAACCCAUAAAAUAAUGUGGAGAACACGUAGUGUCUCAGAAGUCUUAUCUUCAAAGAAAUUGUAAUGUCCCUGCUACAGAAUACUUUUUUCAGUUUGUUGAAAGCAUUUCUUGCCUGUACUGUUCUUGCUUUAAUCUCUUCUAUGUACUCAUUAUUUUCAAAAAUUAUUGUACCCACAUAUUUAUACUGUAAUACAUCGAGCGUUCUUAUUUAUAUACGACUUUAUUAAUUAUUUAUUUAUACAAGUUUUCUUUUACAAACUCUAGCUUAAACUAAACUCUCCUAAUACCGCAAUUUGUUUAAAUACAAAAUAACGUUAUUCUCGAUAAUUCCAGACUUCGCCACCUCUAGCUAUUGAGUGACCUUCCACAUACCGCACGUCUUUCUCUAUAAAUUCCACGUAUAUCGUGCUUUCGCCAGAAUGUUCUCGAGACGGAACCGUUUGGAACUGCUACUUACGGUCGGUGAUUCAUUCUUUUGUUACAAUACUUUUCAACUUUUUUAAUUUGUUCUCCAUAUAUUGUUUUGCUUUCUUGGUGCUGCCGGGCUUUUGUAAUUACCAUAGAUUGUGUCUUUUGUGGUUAGAGACAGUUUUCCUCACUGAUUUCAAUGUUCAGUGCUAAGAAAAUCUUAAUUUUCAAUUCUAGCGCAGGGCAAUACUACUUAUACUAGAUUUCUUCUGAAAACUGUCUGAUUUUAAUCAACUGCCAAUAUUGUCACCUUUUAUAUCGAACAGUCUUUCUUACUUUAUCAACCACAUCCAGAAUUGAACAGACUUUCUUUCCGUCCAACAACUUUAACUGAUAUCAGUACUGCUCUUAUUAAAACUUGAUCAAUAACGAAAUGGCUUUCUAAAACCAAAUUAAUGUGAUAAAAUCUUUCUAUUUGCUUUAUACUCUUAAAAUUCUAAAAUUUUGAGUGUUUUAGAAUUGCUUCAGCGGACUCGAUAGCCGAGCAAGCUGGCAUACACACUUCUAAGUGAGUAGUUUACUAAGGGCAUCAUUAGAGUCACACAUUAACCAGAAAACAUGUUUAAAUAAAUCUGCAGGUUUCAAUUGGAAUUCGCAAAUAAAUCAGUAAGCCUAUGUGUGUAGUAAUACAUUCCUGCAUCUAAAUCGCACACAGGAAAACAACAUUUUUGGACAAAAAUUAUUCUUUAUUCACAAAAUAAUAUCAUUCAAGCGCCACUACAAUCAUUCGUCCUCAUCGGAGCGAUAUAUCUUACAAGGAGCAUUUUUUUAGAUCGAAAAAAAGGUGGAAAUCGCUUGAGGCCAGAUCUGGACUAUACGGUGGAUGGAAGUAACUCAAAGCCCAAUUCGUGCAUUUUUGCGAUCGUUUUCAUCGGCUUGUGACACGGUGCAUUGUCUUGGUGAAUAGACAAUUUUUUCUUGGACAAAUGAAGCCUUCUCUUUGCGAUUUCAGUCUUCAAACGUUCCAAUAAAAAUAAACUUAAGUAGUAGUAGCUAUUGAUUGUUCCUCCAUGUUUCAAAUAGUCAAUGACAAUAAUUCCUUGCAGGUCCCAAAAUACAGAGGUCAUAACCUUUCCGGCGGUUGUUUGUUGCGGCUUGGUCGCUUUGGGGUGUUUUCUUCAGGUGCUGUAUGAUAUUUCGUUGCCUGAAGAAGGUUUCGUAUUUCGUAGACUUUUUCUGAUAGAUCUCCAGGUGAAAAUUACUAGGUUACUGAUUUUCUUCCCAUUAUUAUCACAUUUAAAAAGUCAUGUAACAAAUUAAUUUAACAGUAUUAGUACUAUUUUAGUCCUAGACGCAGAGACAACUGUAAAUGUUUAUAACAUAAUUGUGAUAAAUCAAUUGAUUUCUAAAAAUAAAACCCACAAAUUUGUAAGUAAUUACUACUUAUCAAUUCUUUAUGAAAUGUUCUGUAUCGUUCACGUUUUUGAAGUGAAUUUUAAAAAUUAAUCUUGCUGUAUAAUUAUGUGCAAUUAAUUUAUCUUUUUAAAAGGGGUACUGACCUGAGGGACCGCAGACAUUCGGAUACAAUUGGUGUCUUUUUGUAAAGACAAUGAAGUCGACUUUACUAAGUAACAAGACAUUUACUCAACACACACACUACACUAUCAUCUGAUUGCGAAAUCAACUGUACCACGCCAAUGCUCUUAGUUAUCGAGGCAUUUAAGAUAAAUAAAAAAGGGGUAAAGUUUAUUGGAGUUUUGGGUAAAGUAAGAACAUAUGUUAAUUUUGAAAAAGUAUGUAAAUAAAAUAAAUGUAUCGAUAUGGAUACUUUUCUUUCUUCACGACCAUGUUCUUGUAUUUUUUGCAAGUACUGUUUCCGUCACAUCUACUUUCUUCUCUUCCUAUAAACACGCUUGUUCUAUUCUCUGAUUUAUCUUAGAUUUGAGUGAAAAAGUAUAGAAUUUCAUCCUAAUAACAUAUUUGGUUUGGUCUUCAAGCAGAAUGCGUAUCACUAUAUUUUUUCACUCUUUAUCUCUCACCUUCCAUAUUACCCACAGCACAACACGUAUUCACCCCUUUGAUUUGCUUCAAUUUUUUAUUAAAUAUUUCCUACUCCAUUGUUAGACUCAAUGAUACUGAAUAUCACCAUCGUUUCUGAAAACUUAGUCGCUGCAAUUUUGAAUAUAUGGUAUACAUUUUCCAGCCUCUCACCUUAUAGACGGAGAGGCAGCACUGAAAAAUUUUUCCUAGUUAUUUCACAGUUGAUUACUGUGAUUGUGUAGAGAAACAUACUGCGGUCGGUCAAGCGAAACGUAGAACAGGGGUUACUGAGAGGGUAUCAAAGUUGCUUCCCUACGAAGGUAAUUAAAUCCAUUUACUAAGGCUGAAAAUCAGUACACACAUUCCAAAUUGAAUAUAAAUAAAAGUUAUUAUAGUCGGUCAGCUGUAUGACAGGACAGAGCCGGUCGGUCGGCCCCAAUGAAUGUACAGGGUUAUUCACUAUAUUUUGACCCCCUUGUAAACUGCUUUAUUUACAGAAUUAGAAAAAAAUGUAAAAUACAAAAGUUAUUCGAUUUUUUAUUUAUGAUUUUUUGACAUAUAUGUCGUACUAGUGACGUCAUCCAUCUGGGCGUGAUGACGUAAUCGACUAUUUUUUUAAAUGAGAAUAGGGGUCGUGUGCUAGCUCAUUUAAAAGUUUAUUCAAUUCUCUAUGCAGUAAUGUAAACAUUAAGAUCAUUAUUUAAUUGUUUAAUUAAUAAGUCAAAAAAAUUUUUUGGACACCCUGUAUAAACAAUCAUGUUAAUGUUUAUAUUACUGAAUAGGGAAUUGGAUACCCUUUCAAAUGAGCUAGCACACGACCCCUAUUCUUAUUCAAAAAAAUAGUCGACUACGUCAUCACGCCCAGAUUGAUGACGUCACUAGUACGAUAUAUAUGUCAAAAAAUCAUAAUUCAAAAAUCGAAUAAUUUUUGUAUUUUACAUUUUUUUCUAAUUCUGUAAAUAAAGCAGCUUACAAGGGGGUCAAAAUAUAGUGAAUAACCCUGUACAUUCAUUGCGGCCGACCGACCGGCUCGGUCCCGUCAUACAGCUGACCGACUAUAAUAACUUUUAUUUAUAUCCAAUUUAGAAUGUGUGUACUGAUUUUCAGCCUUAGUAAAUGGAUUUAAUUACCUCUGCAGGUAAGCAACUUUGACAAGCUGUCAGUACCACCUGUUCUACGUUUCUCUUGACCGACCGCAGUAUGUUUCUCUACACAAUCACGGUAAUCAACUGUGAAAUAACUAGCUUUAGUAAAUUCAGAGAAAUUUUUCAGCGCUGCCUCUUGGAGUAUUAUUUAGUCGAUUAUACCUAAAUGAGUUUUUGUUGUUGAUAGGAAAAUGCCAAGUAUGGACUGGGCAUUCUAUACGUCGUUCUAUAGUAUGACAAUAAGUGAAAAAAUAGAAAAUGAGAUAAAAAGUGGACAGAAAGGAAAUUUUAGUGAUUAUUGUAAGAAUGUGAUCUUGGCUAAAAAAUAAAUCAAAUUUAUUCUACUAUUGGUAGAAGAUUAUAGUAUACUGAAAAUAAGGACCCUAAUUAUUUUUCACUACUUACUGUAUGUCACAUCAUUAUAGUGUUUUGUCCCCCAAAUGAUUUUUUACUUUUAAAUUUACAGUUGUCCCUGUCGGUUCCUUAAAAUUGUGAACAGCCACUACCUAGGUGUAGGUUUUUAAUUGAGUUCUUUAUUAAUACGCAAUUUUUACCAUUGUUAUUGAUUUUUAUGUAAAUUGUAUUUAAGUAAUUAUUUAUGAUGCAAUUAAGGCCAAAUAUAUCGAUAUUGAAUA
This is a messenger RNA of Diabrotica virgifera virgifera (western corn rootworm), 18212 nucleotides long. It is a transcript of the gene Mical, whose product is annotated as F-actin-monooxygenase Mical. The coding region runs from base 271 to 9396 and encodes 3041 amino acids. The record is from RefSeq and is a predicted model, not a curated record. Gene Ontology annotation, molecular function: protein binding. Lineage: Eukaryota; Metazoa; Arthropoda; Insecta; Coleoptera; Chrysomelidae. The transcript is spliced from 29 exons.